UUCAAAAUGGCCUCCUCUUUGUGUUGCUCUAAGUUGAGUUGUUUUCAUGGCUAGGGGCAAACAUAUCUCGCUAAAUUUCUGACAUCUGAUGGCAAUGUACAACUUCAAGACAAAAUGGUUUGAUAUUUUAUCAAGGAAAGCUUUGAUUCAUUUAUAGCUUCAACGGAACGAUCUGUUUUGGUCAGUUGUCAUGGAACAUUGUGGACAGUAUACGAUCCUUGGAAACAUAGGAGAGGGAGCUCAUGGAAUUGUUUUCAAAGCUAAACACAUCGAGAGUGGUGAAGUUGUUGCUUUAAAGAAAGUUCCACUGAGAAAGAUUGAGGAUGGAAUACCAAAUACUGCAUUGAGAGAGAUUAAAGCAUUACAAGAAAUAGAAGACAACCAAAAUGUUGUGAAAUUGAUUGAUGUGUUCCCCUAUGGUACUGGGUUUGUGCUGGUGUUUGAGUACAUGCUCUCUGAUCUGUCUGAAGUCCUGCGCAACUCUGCCAGACCCUUAACUGAGGCACAGAUCAAAAGCUACAUGUUGAUGUUGUUAAAAGGUGUAGUGUUUUGCCAUGAGAACUCGAUAAUGCAUAGGGAUUUGAAGCCGGCAAACUUGCUGAUCAGUUCCACAGGACACCUUAAAAUAGCAGACUUUGGUCUUGCUAGAGUUUUUUCCAAUGAUGGCAACAGACAGUACAGUCAUCAAGUGGCUACAAGAUGGUACAGAGCCCCUGAACUGUUGUAUGGAGCAAGGAAAUAUGAUGAAGGAGUUGAUCUUUGGGCAGUUGGUUGUAUUUUUGGAGAGCUCCUCAACAACUCUCCGCUUUUUCCAGGUGAAAGUGACAUUACCCAGCUUUAGUGUGUACUUCGAGUGUUGGGAACACCCAGCCAAAGCCAGGGAAUGACAGAACUACCAGAUUACAACAAAAUCGUUUUUCCCGAAAUGCCGCCAAUACCAUUGGAGAAUAUUGUUCCUGACGCUUCACCAGAGGCAAUAGAUUUGCUGAAACGUUUCUUGGUGUAUCACUCUAAAGAGAGAAUUUCCGCAAAAGAGGCCUUAUUGCAUCCUUAUUUCUUCACGGAGCCUCUUCCGGCUCACCAUUCUGAACUACCAAUCCCAGCACGCAAUGCGCGGAAGACAUCAGGACGAGGCCCGUUGCGUCAUACUUUUGACAUUGAUGUCCCUCUGGAGAAAUCUCUGGUCAAUCCCGCGUCUCUUGUACAUAAUGUUGUAGGCAUGCCAGAUUUUCACACAUGAGAUCUUUUUCAUUUUGGUUCUCAGAAAACUUGACUUUUGGAAUGAAUUUCAAUUAAAAGUCGAAAGUAAUCCGGAAUUGGUUAGAUUUUGCUCUAGUUCGUCGUGUGAUUGGUCUCAAGCAGUCGAGCCAAUUUUUCAGCCAACCAAAUUUAAAACUAUGACCAGUCGCGACUUGGUUGCACACUUUUUCUCGCGCUAAAAGCAGAUCGCCAAUCUUUUUUUAAUUGUAAAUUCUCAUUGGCGCGUUGUGCUAUUUUUCUCAACUCUGAUUCGUUAUUGUAAUUAAUUUAGUUUUGGUUUAACGACACUCAAUUGAAAGGGGUUCCUAGAACAAGCAAAGAAAAUAAAGGCAAAACGUAAAACAUGGCACGACCGUUAUAAAUUGAAAUGCCUUUUUUUUCGUGAGUGGACUUUACGACCUAACCAUGGAGUGCAUUUUUAUUUGCACAGUCAAAUCUACUGUAGAAGGAGUUUUGUUUGGGGUGCGUCAGGGUACUAGCUGUCGUGUUCAGCGCGCUGCAUUAUAAACGACCAGGCUAUUAUUGAACGUGGUUAUUCCCUCUUCAAAGGAAAAUGUUGUGCCCAGGUCUUUGCAGUGUCAAUUGUAACCCUUAACAAGCCUCUCUCUGACCCAAAACCAGCCCACUGACUGCAAUGCCCGACUUCAAACGAACACUUAGCAGGCAUGCUUUUAGGAAUCCAGGCAGUGUCGUAUUAAGUUAUGGUGGCAGGUCUUCUUGAGAGGGUUUAAGACAUUUUUUGUUACGUUCAUCGUGUUUUGAAAUUUUUUUAUUUAACCAAGACAACGUUUUGUCUGUAAUCUUAAGCUAAGAAAUACUGUUAAAAUUCUAAUUGAGGUUUAAAGUUCUUUCUUUCCUUUUUCAAGUAAAUAACUUGAAACCCAGUAAGUAAGAGGCACUAGCGGCAUAUUUAAUUACUUGUAUUUCCAACUUAAAAGUACAUGAAUGUUACAACAAAAUCAGGACAACUGCUUUCAAGAAGAGACGUAAUAAUAACAAUAACAAUAUUUCUUUAUUUCCA
Messenger RNA from Stylophora pistillata, 2281 nucleotides. RefSeq names its product cyclin-dependent kinase 20-like. The record is from RefSeq and is a predicted model, not a curated record. Lineage: Eukaryota; Metazoa; Cnidaria; Anthozoa; Scleractinia; Pocilloporidae. Gene Ontology annotation, cellular component: nucleus. Gene Ontology annotation, molecular function: protein serine/threonine kinase activity; ATP binding. Gene Ontology annotation, biological process: protein phosphorylation.